Messenger RNA from Setaria italica (foxtail millet), 1090 nucleotides. RefSeq names its product probable E3 ubiquitin-protein ligase RHB1A. The transcript has 6 exons. Bases 224 to 751 code for a protein of 175 amino acids. The record is from RefSeq and is a predicted model, not a curated record. NCBI's taxonomy places the organism in Eukaryota, Viridiplantae, Streptophyta, Magnoliopsida, Poales, Poaceae. Gene Ontology annotation, molecular function: ubiquitin-protein transferase activity.
GGAAUCACCGAGCACGAGUCCUCUCUCCAAGGAGGAGAGGGGAGAGAAGGCAAGCAAGCAGGGCAGGGAGCCCAAGAGCUCGCGCGACUCCCGAGGCGAUCGAGGGAAGCGCCGCCACUCCUGCUCCCCUUCCGUAAUUCGUCCUCGGGAUAUGAACGGCGGAACUUCGGUUUUUAGCAGCAGCUAGAGGAUAGUUUGGAGUAAGCUUUUCAUUCAGGAUACAAUGGGUGGCUGCUGUUGCUGUUCAUCAAGAGCAUCUGAAUCAGAUAGAGCUCCAGUUCAUAUCUACCAUCGACAAAAUCCUGAGGAGCAUGAACCCUUGUCUUCAGCCUUUGAUGGAGCAUCUCCAACUUCUGCUAUAGUUGCAGUUGACACAAAUCUUGAUACAUCCACUCUUGACACUUACCGAGCACCACCUGCACCUUUGCCUUAUGAUGUUGGCCUGAAGGUUGCAGAGAAUCCUGAUCCAUUUGCAGAUUUGGAAAAGUCAGACAUUAAAACCAAAACUGAAGGGCAGCAGUCCCCAAAGGUGGGUGAAUUUGAGUCAUGCGAAAAAGGUACCCUCGAGGAUAAGCCUGAUGAGGAGGAUGUUUGUCCAAUCUGUCUUGAAGAAUAUGAUGAAGAAAAUCCCCGUUCUAUCACCAAAUGCGAGCAUCAUUUCCAUCUCUGUUGCAUUCUUGAAUGGAUGGAGAGAAGCGAUACUUGCCCAGUUUGCGACCAGAUAACUCUGAUAGAUGAGAUGUACGAAUAGCAUUGUUGACUGUGGUGGAUCCAUUCUUGGUGGCGGUGUCUGUUGAGUUGGCUUGACGCUAGGAUUCUUUUGGUGAGCAAGUACUCUGCUCUUGAGAUGGGUGGAGACGCUGAUAGGAUGAAUUUUGGGAAAUAAUUUAUAGAAGAAAAUGACAUGGAUUGGGUUAAAAUUAUCUCUGUUCUGGUUACCUUUUGUGUGGAGCCCUGCUGUUCACGACAGCUGGAGGGUUACCCAGGUGCUAGAUGGCAAAUACAUGUAUCCACCACUGCUGGUUGGUUCUUUAGUGAGUUGAUGAAAGUUAAUACCCUGAAAUUUGCUCCCUGGUUUUCUUUUGGUUCU